Molecule: messenger RNA, 5447 nt
Organism: Schistosoma bovis
Lineage: Eukaryota; Metazoa; Platyhelminthes; Trematoda; Strigeidida; Schistosomatidae
Source: the annotation of a GenBank genome assembly
AGGACGUAUUUUUGGCGAACUUAUGAGUAUAGAUGAUGUUGACCUUGGUAACCGUUAGUCAUACAAAACAACCUACAAGUUAGCUUGUGCUAUGAUUGGGUGUAAGUCCUAUCAGUUUUCAUCAUUUUAAGCAAUUUAUAGUGUUUUAAUUGAUGAAUCAAGAGACUUGGGACAGUGAGCUUGCUUCAAGAUACCCUUUAAAACAUUUGUAUUUAAUUCAACUAUUAUUCCAGACAGUAAUGUAAAGACGAUAUCAAAAUUUCACAGAGCUUUAGCUGGUUAUUAUAAAAGUCAUAUGUUACGAUUUCUUGGUUUUUUAGCAUUUUAGAUGUAAAUUUUGAAUUAGUAGAAUUUAACUAAUGUAUAAGGACGAGCUAAUUGGAUUUUUAGUCAAGACUCUGGAAUUUUCGCACCAAAUAUACUCUUCAUUCCGUCUCAGUGUCAUUACUGCGUCAUAGCUCAUGUGAUUGCUCGAUUAAAUCCAUAUUACUUAUCUUUAUUCCUGGCUCUUUUCUCUAAUUCCUAAUCUUCAUUCCUAACGUUUCACAUCAGAUCUGUUUUGAUCUACGUAAGUCGUUUAUAUCUCGUAAAAUCACCCUUGGAAUCGCUGACAAUCGUUCUUAUAACUAAGCUUUUCUUUAGGCACUCAUCAAUGUCACCACUGUAAUAGUACUACAAACAUUACAUGCAUAGUCUAAAUAAUGAAUCAUGCAAGACUAAGAAAUUCAGUGUCCAUAAUUUUCCUCAAAUUAUCCUUAAUAAACAUUUGAAAAGAAUGUUGAAACUGAUGCGAAACUUUUAAUGAGUGACCCUUAUGGGAGAAUUCUUAUUUUUAAAUCCUAUGAAAUUUCAUGAAACUGUAUUCAUACUCAAAGUAUUCAAACUUCACAAGAUGCUAUAGUACACAAUCAACCUGCUACUCAGAAACAACGCACAUGAUUUGUUAACAUAAAAGAUCUUUCACUACAUUAAUUUAAAGUCAUUAUCAAAUUGAAUAAUUUUUAUGUUACCAGAGUUUAGAAAAACUCUAGUAUUUUUACUUCAGAAGGAGUUCUUUACACGGAAUCGGGUUUGGAAAUCGACAGGAUUAAAUUGGCUUCAACGAUUACACAAAGUUUGCAAACCCAAUAUCUAUAGUCUCAGUUUCGUCUAUAAGCAAUGAUAUGCUGUUAUGUUUUUCCCAUCUCUAUACAUAACGAACAGCUCAUAACAAUAAUGAUAAUAAUGAUCAAGAUAUUAAAGAGGAUCUAUUGAAAAAUGUCAAAAUACAAGUAAAAAUGCUUAUGGAAGAAGCUGUCAUCCGUGGUUAUGUUCAUGAAGAUAGUGAAACAAUCGGUAAACUGUGUUCAUCCGUUGAAGCGGUACUUCUUUAUGGAGUACGUCGAAGUAUAUUCACAUGGAUAGAAGAAGAAUCCACUUAUGUAUUAUGUCAAAAAAUAGCAAAAUUUUGUCCAGAAGCUCAACAUACAUUAAAUCGUAUAGAUUAUUAUAAACAAACUAUUUUAAAGAAACGUAAUGAUUCUGAUAUAAAACGUAAUCUAUCAUCAUUACAUCAUAAUAAUACAAUGAAUAAAUCAUUUAUAUUUAAUGAAAAAUCAUCAUCAUCAUCAUCAUCAUCAAUGAAUUUCACAUUUUGGUUAAAUGAUAAACGUAAUAAUCUAUCCAUAAAUGGUCGUCCUGAUACUUUCUUUCAAAAUUUUUGGAUUCGUGUUGGUAUCUAUGAAAAAGUGUUAGAUAAAAUUGUCAAAUUUUUAGCUGAUAAUACAUUACAAUAUUACGAACCAUAUUCUGUUAUUGCGGAUCCAUGUUAUGGGCAAUUGAUCAGUGAUCUAUUGCGUGGUCCAUGUACCAUUGAUUAUUCACAUACACGAACAACAGAUCAUCUAUAUACAGAUCCAUCAAUUUCUGAAUUAAUACAACGUCGUGGUAUUUAUAGUAGUUUAAUGUCUAAACAAUUGACUUAUAUACCACCAAUUAGUAGUCAACAAUUAUUAAAUCAAUCCAUUGAACAAUCUAAUGUCAUUGAUAUCAUCGAUAGAAAAAAUAAUGAUCAAUCUUAUUUAUCGAAAUAUACUUCAAAAGAACUAUUCAAUGAAAAUUCUUCAAUAGAUGAAGAUGGUUAUAAUGAUAAUGGAAAUAUGAAUGAUCAUUCAAGUAUAUCGAAUGAUACUCCUCCUCCUCCUCCACGUCCUUCCUCUACUGCUACUACUACUACUACUACUACUACUAAUAAUAAUAAUAAUCGAAGAUUAUUCAACAGUCAUAAAAUCGAUAAUCGUAUUGACCAUGUAAAUCAUUCUUCUAGUCAAUCCAAUUGGAUGUGUAAACGUGGCAGUUCUCCACUUAUUAAUAUAAGUGAUAUGCCAACUAAUCGAACAAUAAGAACUGGUUCAUGUGCAUUUCUGCCACAAAUGAAUGAAUUUAAUUCAACUAAGUCAAAUCGUAACUUUAAAUCAAAUAAACAUAUUGCUUUAGCUGCAAAAGAACAUGUGGAAUCAAUGCAUCAAAGUUUACGAACACGUUUAUUAUAUGGAAAGAAUAAUGUAUUAAUGCAACCGUCCAAUUCAUCAAAUCCAAUACCUGGUUAUUUAUCUUUAAUCGAUGGUGAAUGUGGUAAAUUGAUUGUACUUAAAUGGACACCUAAUUCAGCUGUAACUACUCCACAAAUGAAUAAUCAUAAUGAAGAAUUUUGUUUCUCUAAUGAAUCAAUACUGGAUUCAAGACUUGAUUUAGAUGAUUUAAAUGAAAAAGAAGCUUAUUGGGGUUAUGCAAUUAAAAUCAAAAUGUCUGAUGUUGUUUAUGGACAUUUACAUGAAUUUAAUAAUCAAUAUAUACUAACAUUCAUUCGAAAUGAUGGAAUCCAAUUAGCUCCAUUUCAUUUUUAUGCACAAAGUCAUGUUCUUACAUUUUUAAAUUGUUUAGAACAAGGUUUAAAACAACGUGGUGGUUAUUUGAAUCCAUCUUGUGAAUUGGAUACAUCUACAUCAGUCACAUCAGAAUAUUCCAUGAAAUCUUAUCGUCCAUCAAUGCCAUUCAUUUUCGGUAAUCGUAAUUCAUUAUCACCUCCUCUAUCAACAUCAAUAACAAACAAUGAUACUAAGACAAAUUCAUCCAUAACAUCAUCUCAAAACUAUCCAUCUACACUUUACAAUAAACCUUCUAAAUUAAAUCAAUCAUUAUCAUUAACAAGUUCAAAACUGAGACAACGUAUCUAUAUGAAUAUUUUAAAAGCAUUUAAUCAUACAGAUGAUAUGAAUAAUGAUGAAGAAUUACAAACACCAUAUUCAUCACCUUCUAUUUGUAUACCAGAGGAAAAAUGUCCUAUUCAACAUGUUUAUCUGAUUGCAUCUAAAACUAGAGAUAGUCAUGCAAUGGGAAUAAUGAAUAAUAUCAAUACAUCAUCUGUAUUAUCGAAACGACUCACUUUAGAUGGUAUUUCAGAAGAAACUAUCAAUGAAUCAGAUGAUAUUAUUGGACAGUCAAACAAUCAACUAUCUAUACAUAAAGAUGUAUUCAAGAAAUUACGUAAUAAAAUAUUAUCGCAUGUAUUUCAUAAAUGGUACAAUCAUUUUAAUAAACUACGUACAGUCCGUAAAAAGUUAGCUGAUCUUGUAUCACCUAAUUUUUUAACAGUUGAUUCACCAACAAAUGCUGAAGAAGGUGUCACUGUAGAAUUUUGGAAUCAAUUAAUGACAAAUUCUAUUCCACAAAUCCCAUUCAGUGAACUUUGUCGUUAUAUUUAUUUUGGUAAUUGUGAUCCAACAAUUAGAAAUGAGGUAUGGCCAUAUUUAUUGGGUCUAUAUACAUGGAACUCAACUAGUGAACAGUUGAAUGCAAUCAAUAUACAACAAAAAGAGAUUUAUACAAAUGCUUUAAAUACAUGGAAUCGUGUUGUACAAUAUUUAAAACAAGAUGUUCGAUAUGCUAAUUUCAUAGCAAUUGUUCCACCUAAUAAUGAUUCAACUGAAUUUAAGGAGUGUUUAGAUCAUUCAAAAUUUAUUGCUGAUAAUGAAUUAUCAAUGAACUCAACAAAACAACCAAAUGAUAUAAACAAUGUAGAACUAGAGAAUAAUGUAAAUGAUGAUAAUGGUUUACAUGAUAAUCGUUCUUCAACAGUAACACUUCCUAAUGAAAUAUCUACUUCUAAAUUAUCAAAUCUUUCGACUGAUUCACAAUUAUUUAUCAGCAAUACACUUCAAGAUCAAUGUGAAUUUUCGCCAAAUACAUUAGAAAUAUUUGCUGAUAAUUUAUAUAGAAUUGAUAAAGAUGUUACAAGAUGUGAUCGAAAUCAUACAUUCUUUAUGACACCAAAAAAAGGUUCCAAAUCUUCACAUCCUAACACAACUGAAUUAAGUUCUAAUUUAAUUAAAUUACGUAAUAUUAUAUCAACCUGGGUAUGGUUACAUCUUGAUAUUGGUUAUAUACAAGGAAUGUGUGAUUUAUUAGCGCCCAUUUUAAUUAUUAUUGAAGAUGAAAUUAAAACAUUUGCAUGUUUUAAUUGUUUAAUGAAAUGGAUGUUACCUAACUUUCCACUUAUAAAAAAUUCUUUAUCUCAAUCAUCUAAUUCAAUUAAAUUAUCACCAUCUGAAACUCAUUUAUUACUAACGCCAUCAUCAUCAUCAUCGUCGUCGUCGAAGUCGACGUCAACAUCAAUGUUGACUAAUCAUAUAGAGAAAACAAUCAAUAAUAAUAAUAAUAAUGAUCGUACACGUACAACUUUAUUACAGAUGGCUGUAAAAGCAGCUCGUCGUCGUACUACAACAAUGUAUAGUAAAGAUAAUACCAUAGAUAGUAAUACUAGUAGUAAUAAUAAUCACUCAAAACAAUUUCAUUAUGAUAAUAAUACAUUGCGUUGUACAAAUAAACUCAAAGAAACACCAUCAUUAUCAUCCGCAACAUCAACAUCAUCAUCGUUGGCAUCAUCAUCAUCGACAUCGUUAGAGAGAAUCACUGAUAAAACAAUUGAACAAUCAUAUCAUCAUCAAAAUACAAAUAUAAUCAUUUCACCAUAUGAUAAACUAUUAUUGAACUCUUCUGAAUUAUCAGUACCAUGUAUGGAUAUAAGAUUUUCUUUUCUUCAAUCAUUAAUAGAAAUCUUUGAUCCAGAAAUGAAUAAUCAUUUAGCUCAAAAAGUACCAGAAGGACAGUUAUUGUUUUCAUAUCGUUGGCUAUUAUUAGACUUUAAACGAGAAUUACAAUAUGAUGAUAUCUUCCCUGUAUGGGAAACAAUAUGGGCAUCACGUCGUAUAGUAACAUAUGAUUUUGGUAUAUUUUUUGCAUUGGCAUUACUUGAAUAUUAUCGUGAUAUUUUAAUUUAUUAUAAUAUGGAUAUAACAGAAAUUAUUCGAUUUUAUAAUGAAUUAACCGAACAACAUGACUGUGUUACACUACUAGAAUUGGCACGUAGUUUUGUCUUUCAACUACAACAUUUAAUGGUAGACAGGUGA